AUGUCCAAAGUCAACCGACGCAAAGAAAUAAAAGAGAAAGAGGCUCUACAGUUGAAGUUCCAACUUGCGCUUUCACAAAACACUAAAAAUGUCUUGAAUUGGCUACCGACGCUCCAAAGCGCCAAGAAUGACCACAACGACGUAUUAACCGCCGACCGCCAACUUUUUCUAGAUUUGCCAAUCGUUGCCAGUGGUACGGGACUCUCGGACCUUGAGAAAUCUGACCAGAACAGUACUGUAGGCGACUUUUUGGGGUCUGACGGAACACCGAAGAAUGUCAAGCCCGAGAGCCGAAAGGAUAUUCGUAAUGGGUCGAAAGCCAUGGCGGCAUUGAUGAACCGUAUGAGAUCAGACAGCAGAAAACAGGUUCGGGAGUACGGACAAGACAGGGUUCACAAGAACAAGCUGAGACUCUUAGAGGAAGUUAAGAAAAAUCAAGCAAACAUGAAAAGAACAAAACAAGUAGAGGAGGAAGAUUCGGACGAAGAACAACUGAAGCAGUCUCAGAUCGGUGCCAAGAAGACAGCACGGAUGGAGUUCGGAAAGGGUAAAAAACGGCCAUUCUAG
Molecule: messenger RNA, 567 nt
Organism: Sungouiella intermedia
Lineage: Eukaryota; Fungi; Ascomycota; Pichiomycetes; Serinales; Metschnikowiaceae
Source: the annotation of a GenBank genome assembly